Messenger RNA from Menidia menidia (Atlantic silverside), 2325 nucleotides. The record is from the annotation of a GenBank genome assembly. NCBI's taxonomy places the organism in Eukaryota, Metazoa, Chordata, Actinopteri, Atheriniformes, Atherinopsidae.
CAACAGAAACUCAAACAGAACAAACUCGCCAGCACUUCAUCCAGCGACUGUUCGAGCUUUGCAGGGGAAGCGAGGAAAGUUGUUCUCAAGAUGGACAACAAGGGUGACGUCCGGUCAAUCAUGGCUCGCUUCCAAGCCAGCGGGGCAAGCGUUGAUGAGACCUCCAGCACACCAGGUGGACGCACCAAAGCACCCCUGCAUCCUACUCUCUCCUCUGGCCCGGCCGUACAAAGGAAGCCUGUCUCAGAAAGUAUCUCGGGCGGCCCGAUAAACACCGCUCCGAAACCAUCCUUCCUGAAAAACAAGGCAUCCACUAAAAGUGACACAGACAUACAAGAAACAACCAAAGCUAAAGCACUGGCUAACAGAUUUGCCAACAUCAAUGAUGUCACUAACACCAGCAACAAACCUGCCUUCAAACCAAAUCUUCCUCAGGCGUCUGAAGCUAAAGGGCCCGUACAGAAGCCUCUGUUAAACAAACCAUCCCUCACUGCCAUGUCCACACCUGAUUCCAAACCUGCUUUUCCAAAACCUGCUUCAACAUUUAACCCCAAGCCCAGCUGGGUAAAGGAAGACAGCGGUGGUGGUAUAGCACUAAACGCUGGUUCAACACCACCCAAAGCCCCUAGUUUACAACAAAAGCCCCACAGCAGCGUAUUGAAAUUACUGCAGCAGAGGGAAGAACAAACGGAAGCGAACCCCGACUCUCCCAACAAACCUCCACCUGUAAAUACCGCUUUGAAGCCGACCACCAACUUCAGGACUGCUCAGAAUAUGUUCCCAAAGGAGAAGAAUGCGGCUGAGCAGACAGAAGAUGGUGGGGUUAAUAAGGCAUCCCUGACCGCUACUAACUCCACGGCUCCCCCAAUACCGCCAGCUGGCAAAAAGCCUAGCUUUAGGAAGCACACAAAAGUGUCUCCGCAGGCCAGCAGCACUAAUGGAGACCCCGCCUCAGGCCCAAAGCGUAACCCUCUACCCAACGGUUUGGCUUUGGGGGCUGCCCCAGCGAAACCCAACCGACCCCCAAAGGUUAACCUGGAGAACUUGAAGAGAAGCGCUGAAGCCUCUGAAGAGGGUCAUGGUUUGAAGAGGCCUGUCGUCCCAACUCCUCCACCAUCGCACCCGAGUAACCAGGCCAACCUUGCCAUUCCACCUGUACCUCCCCAGCCAGGAAUCAUUAUCUACAUCCAAACUUUGCUCAUCAGGGACCAGCAAGAUGUUUACGAUGACGUUGAUGAACUGAGCAGUAUCACCCGAGUCAGAGACCAAAGGGAAGCAGCUGAUAAAAGCCAAGAAAAGAAGAAGGACGACAAGGAGGAGAAAAAACGUUUGGAGGCUGAGAAAAAGGAGCAAAAGGAACGUGAGAAGAAGGAACAAGAUGCCAGGAAGAAGUUCAAACUGGUUGGAGCCCUGGAGGCCCUUCAACAAGGAAAAGCUCGCGCUGAUUGCAAAGGCAGCAAAACUGACCUGGCUCUGAAGCAAGGAGACUAUUUGGAUAUCAUUCGUGUUCAGGGCAACCCAGAGGGCAAAUGGCUGGCACGGACACAAGAUGGAUCAAUUGGCUAUGUAAAGACCACCUCAGUGGAAAUAGACUUUAACUCACUGAAGAACUGCCAGCCUCAGUCGGCCUAUGAUGGUGAAGUCUAUGAUGACAUCGACGCGGCCACAUCUGAUAACAGGUACCAGAAAAUUGUUCUACCGCCACUCCCAGGAGAGGAUGGAGAAAUAUAUGAUGAUGUUCUGGAUCCAAACCUGGAAGUCAGUCCCUUCGACCCCAGGUCCUCUCUGAAGCCUCGUGGCUUCCUGUGGAUGUUUGACCGAAACAGACGUUCUGCCAGCACUAAAGUAGUGCCUCCACCCAGCCAGUUUACCGCAGAUGGGAACUCAGACAAACCUGGAGCAGCAAUUGAUGAGGAGAUAUACGACGAUGUUGACUCUCAAAAUGCACCCCCUCCUCCUCCCAUAACCAGCCUUCCAGGCAUGAGGGGCAAAGGCAAAACUCCAGACAUGGACCCGAAGAAGCAGAAAAAGUUUGAGAAAGAGGAGAAGGAAUUCAGAAAGAAGUUUAAAUACGAAGGGGAAAUACAGGUUCUGUACCAGGUGACCAUCAUCCCCAAGCUCACUAAUAAAAAGUGGAGCGGGAAAGAGCUGUCCAUUAAAUCUGGGGAGAAGCUUGACGUCAUCGUUACAGCUGUGGACGAUAAACUGAUCUGUAGGAAUGAGGAAGGCAAAUUUGGUUACGUCUCAACCAGCCACAUUGUUUCGGAUGAUGGAGAAAUCUACGAUGAUAUUGGAGGAGAUGACUGCAUCUAUGACAACGACUGA